AUGAAGCUCUUCAAUAUUCUCUUAUUAACAUUCUUCUUUUACGUACAAAUCACAUUAGCCCAAGACGAUGAUGACGACGAUGGGGGUGAUGAUAGAAACGCUCAAUCAUCAACCACGACCGAUACGUCAUCAACUUCGAAUGAUGUUGAUGAUAUUCUGUCGAGUAAUGAAACAGGAACAUCUGAAUCAGAUGACGAUGAAGGAUCGACAGAAAGUGAAAGUAUAUUUGAAAAAGCAAUUAGCCGUGGUGCUAAUAAAAUCGAAACUGCUAUUAAAGACUUCCGAAAGAUUAAAAAGGGAAUACAUGAUUUUUUAAACGAUGAU
Molecule: messenger RNA, 324 nt
Organism: Iphiclides podalirius (scarce swallowtail)
Lineage: Eukaryota; Metazoa; Arthropoda; Insecta; Lepidoptera; Papilionidae
Source: the annotation of a GenBank genome assembly